AUGUUCCUGCGACAGGUUCUCCAGAUGAAUCCGGCCUAUGGUUCCUACCUCCAGUCAGACCAGGAGUUGGUGGAGAUCGUCCAGCUCUAUGCGAAGCGGCUCCGCGCCAGGAUGGUGAGCUCUCAAGGUCCUCUGCCGCCCAACUCCUUCUACGAGCCGCUUUGUGAGUUGUCCUGGCGCGUGACGGGACACAUCCUUCACUCGGUGCUCAUCCUGGAUGACACCGCGGCCAACAACUUGCCCGUGCCAAAGGAGCCGUUGAGUCAGGUGAAGAUGUUGGUACAGACCAAUAUGGAGCUCAGCAAAAAGCUGAACACGAUGCGCCGCGAUUACUUGAGGGAACUGACCUCACACCGCGACAAGCAGCGUAGCCUGAGCUAUGAGAAGCAGCUCAUACUGCAUGACCUCCAGGAGAACCCCGUGAUGUUCUUUGAGCCUCUGAAGUUCGUCCUGGUGCGCCGAAGCGCAGCGAAUUCCCUGACUCGUGAUGCCGUGAUGCUGAGUUUCCUCUAUAGCUGCCAUGCUGUGCCGUUGAAGCGGCCGUGUGGCACGGAGGACGAUGUGACCAAAGAGUUCAUCAAGUUGGUGGUGGAAGAACGUGCCUGGAUCGCGGCCUCGGGCUGGCGUGACAGUCUUUUGGAUCACAGUCCGGCCGAGCGCCCGCCGUAUCCACACUACCCCGGGCGCCGCGUGGUCACGCUGGAAGGCCCUUGGGACUUCGCGUAUCUGGGCGACGUGCCGUUGGCGGCGGGCGCCUUCAUCCGCGAAGAGGAGUUCCAAGGGACGCGCCUCGUGCCGGACGCCUUCAACGACAGGGAGUGGCUGUGCCCACUGCAGCAGUGUCCUCAAUGGCCGACCCACCCCUGCCACCGCUGCUGCCAUGCCUUGCGCACUGGGAGCGCAGAGCCUAGCUGCGACCGGGCGCUGCCGCAGUGCUGCGAUCCGGUGGGACUUGGACGCCGUGGCGUGGCGGCCUACCGGAUCUACCUGGAGCCCGAGGUGAGCCUCUUGCACUUCCGCGGCUGCGGCCUUCGCUGUGCCGUCCUCCUGGACCGCACGUCGGUCGCGGAGCAUGAAGGGAGCUAUAGCCCCUUUUGGGUGGAUCUGGCAGGCCUCCCUUGGCCCUCCGGACCGCGGGCCCCACGCGAACUCCUGGUGCUGGCAGACAGCCGCUUCGGCACGUUGCAGCGCUUGCACUUCGAUUGGCUGCAGCCCGGCGGAAUACUGAGACCGGUGGAGGCACAUCGUUUGGAGGAGUCCUCGGUGCGUAUUCGACAUCUUGCGGUGGAGCCGAAGAGUGUCACCCACGUGCUGGUCUCUCUUGACAUCCUGGGCUGCGAGUCUGGAGGCACUCUACUUGCGCGUCUCCACUUCAGCGGCCUUGAAACGCCCCGCGAGCGGCGCCUCGACUGCCUUGGCGCGACGUCCACACCUACCGCGCCGUCUGCACGAGUGGCGCAGUCAGCUGCGUGGCUGGAGACGCUGGGCCCGGGCGCCGGCGUUUGGACCUCGGAACGGCCAGAGCUGCAGAUGCUGAUGGUGCAGCUGAUGCUGGAUGGGCGACAGGUGGAUGCCAUCACGGUGCGCUUCGGGCUCCGCUGGUUGGAGGCCAAGGAGCAGCAGCUCUGGCUCAACGGCGCGCCGCUGCAGCUGCGCGGCGUGAAUCGCCAUGAGUCGUGGGUCUGGGGCGGCCUCCACCGACCCUGGGCUGAGCUGCAGGAGGACAUCCAGCUGCUGCUCGAGCUGAACGCGAACUUCGUGCGGGGCGCGCACUACAGCCAGGACCAGCGCUUCUUGGAUUUGUGCGACGAGAAUGGCAUCUUGGUCUGGGAGGAGACCUCCGCCUGGCAGCCGAGCAGCGAAGACCUGGCGGAUCCCGUCUUUAUGGCGCUGCAGGCGCAGGCGUUGCGAGAGACCAUCGAGGCCUCGGCCAACCAUCCAAGUGUCAUCAUCUUCGGCUUCCUCAACGAGGCGGACGCCUCCGAGCCCACAGUGGCACGUCCGGCCUUCGCGCGGCUGGCGCAGCUGGCACGGCAGAUGGGGCAGGGACGGCUGGUGGCCUGGGCGUCCAGGCACAAGAUCCGAGACGUCACGCUGGACUUGGGCGACCUCAUUGCUUUCAACGACUAUCCAGGUUGGUACGACGCGUCCGUCCUGGAGAUCCCCAGCGUGUGGGAGAGCUAUGCGGACUGGGCCAGGGCGACACAUCCAGGUAAGCCGCUGCUCAUUGCUGAAGCGGGCGCGGGGGGGCUGGCGGGCUGGCAUGGGAGGCCAGGAGAAGAGGACCUCUGGUCCGAGGAACUGCAAGCGUCGAUCGUAGGUGCCACCCUGAGUGCGGCCUUGGCCGCGGGCUACAUCGGCGUGGCGCUGUGGCAGUUCGCGGACGUGCGCGUGGACGGCGCGCUCUACUGGAGCGAGCGGCCCACGGCGGAGGAGGAGGAGGGGCUGCCAGAGGUGCUUGUGAAUGUCUCUUCCGGCGCGGAGUGGAUGGAGCGCGUGGCGGUGGUUUACCAGAGCAUCAACAACCUCUUCGGUCAGCACCGACCCUUAAGGCCGCGCGAGUUGAACAACAAGGGCCUCCUCUCCUUGUCGAGGCAGCACAAGAAGUUGGCCUUCUACGCGGCGCAGGAUGCCUUCCGUCCCUGUGUGCCGCUGGUUCCUGGGCAGCCCCUGCCACCGGAGCAAGAGCAGCUCUUUAUGGCCCGGGCCGACCGAGAGGAAGGCUGCCCUGGAUGCUUCUUAGCAGUGCACACCUGGAAUGUGGCUGACAGGCCUCCGGACGAGCCGGGCGUGCGCGUGCACGGCCACCAGCUGGACAGCCGAGCGGGUCACUGGUCGCUGCGGCGCGGCUUGCUGCGCUUGGCAGGCCAUGUGGAUGGACGCCUGUCGGGUGUGGGCGGCUUCCUGAGCGUCUCAGGUGCUCGAGACGCGACCUCCAGCUCUGUGGCGGUCAGGGAGGCCGCGCUGUCGCUGUGGCGAUGGGAGCCGGUGGCAGCACCGAACGCUAACGGCCACGGUGCUUCCGAACGGCCCUUCCUUUUGCGCGUCAUCGCCGGCCCGCGCUGCGGUGCCGUGCUGUCGCUGAGCGGCGCUGUGCCGCGGGAUGAGAAGUCCGUGUAUGCGACCGUGCAGCUGGAUCCGUCCUUGGGCACCCUCUUUUGGCUCCAGCCGACCUGA
This is a messenger RNA of Durusdinium trenchii, 3177 nucleotides long. The record is from the annotation of a GenBank genome assembly. NCBI's taxonomy places the organism in Eukaryota, Dinophyceae, Suessiales, Symbiodiniaceae.